This is a messenger RNA of Neltuma alba, 2956 nucleotides long. Its product is annotated as probable serine/threonine-protein kinase SIS8. NCBI's taxonomy places the organism in Eukaryota, Viridiplantae, Streptophyta, Magnoliopsida, Fabales, Fabaceae. The transcript is spliced from 17 exons. The record is from RefSeq and is a predicted model, not a curated record. Bases 314 to 2767 code for a protein of 817 amino acids. Gene Ontology annotation, cellular component: cytoplasm. Gene Ontology annotation, molecular function: ATP binding; protein kinase activity. Gene Ontology annotation, biological process: signal transduction; protein phosphorylation.
UCCAUUCCCUCGUUUCCAUCACACUUUGUUUCUCUCUUUCCAUCUCUAUUCCUGUCGCUAACUUGACUGGUUCUGUUCUAUAAUAACUGGGCAAUGAAUGAAUGAAUGAUGAUGCCCCUCAUGUCGAUGAACUGAGAUUCUAAUGCUUUUUGCACCAGAUACGCGAUUUAUGCUCAAAUGCUUGGAUCUUCCGGUGUUCACAUGGGCUCCAGCUUCAAGUGGUUGAAGCUACCAAAUUACUUUUAGCUUCUUGAUGUCUCUCAUGGGUUAAGACUUGUGGCCAAAUGAUUUUUCAUUCCAAAUAUAGAAGGACAUGGAUGAGAGACGAAAUGAUGCAGGGCCCGCAGAACAAGGGCCAUCAAACUCUUCAUGGUGGCCAUCAGACUUUGUUGAAAAAUUUGGAUCCGUUUCCCUGGGUUCUCAAGAAGAGACCUUAAAUCAUAAAGAAUCACCUAGACAUUUUGACCAAGGUGUUUUGUCACCUCAUAAGGCAUCACAAAUUCUCUGGCGCACUGGCAUGCUUUUAGAACCAAUACCAAAUGGCUUUUAUUCAGUCGUUCCUGAUAAAAGGCUCAAGGAAAUUUUUGAUAAUAUUCCUACAAUGGAUGAUAUUCAUGCUCUGGGCGGAGAGGGUCUAAAGGCUGAUGUCAUUUUGGUGGAUGCGGAGAAAGAUAAAAAAUUAUCCAUGUUGAAGCAGUUGAUCGUGGCCCUUGUGAAAGGAUUGAGCUCAAAUCCACCUGUGAUGAUAAAGAAGAUAGCUGGACUAGUUUCUGAUUUUUACAAGCGAUCAAAUGUGGAAAGUCCAGCAAAAGCUGCAGUAGAGGAAACCUCCCACAUGUUUGAGAAUCGAGGUGCCCAAUUACUUGGACAAAUAAAGAAUGGUUCAUGCCGUUCUCGAGCAAUCUUAUUUAAAGUGUUAGCAGAUACUGUUGGUCUUGAAAGUAAGCUCAGGGUGGGUUUGCCGAAUGAUGGGGUUGUUGAAUGUGUGGACUCGUACAAGCAUAUGUCAGUGACUGUUGUAUUAAAUUCUGUGGAACUGCUGGUUGAUCUCAUGCGAUGCCCUGGUCAAUUAUUACCUCGGUCCAACAAGGCAAUUUUCAUGACACAUAUUUCUGCAGCAGGAGAGAGUGAUUCUGCAGAAAAUGAUUCCUGUGAUUCACCUCUAGAACCAAACAGUCCUUUAUAUGGGGUUUCAGAGAAAGUGGAUCCUGACAGCGCUGAAAAGGAGGAGAACUUUCCAUUCCAGAGGAGAUUUGACACUCCUUCAAAUGUAUCUGGCCUUUCUUUGCGAAAUUUGAUGUUAAGGUCAAAUACCAGUCUAGAUAGGAAAUUGAGUUUGUCUCAUAGUGAACCCAAUAUUGCAAUUGCAUUUGGUCGGCGUAGUCGGAGAAAGGUCAUUGCUGAACAGAGGACAGCUAGUUCCAGUCCAGAGCAUCCAUCAUUUAAGGCACGUGGUCGGUCCAUGCUUAGUGGUGAUAGGAAAGCAUUCAGAGACUUUGCGGAUGAUGAGGCUGCAUCAAGGUCAGAUGGUGCAUCUUCAUCAGAAGCUCGAAGGAUUAGAAGAAGAAGCAUCAGCAUUACACCUGAGAUUGGUGAUGAUAUCGUAAGGGCUGUUCGUGCGAUGAAUGAAACACUGAAGCAGAAUCGUCUUUUGAGAGAGCGAGGGGAUAAUAGCUCAUUCUCCCAUUCUGCAAAUGAUACAAAUAGCAUUGAAGACCUUCAGAAAAAUAUGUCAAAUUUCCAUCGAGAUGGUCGUGAGAGAUCUACUUUGAAUUCUCUUCCACCUGAUCAUGUAAAUUCCCAGAAAGCAAUGUCAUUACCCUCUUCACCGCAUGGCUACAGGGGCCAGACAUCUGACAGAAGUGGGCUAUCGAGAUAUGGAGUGAACGAAUUGCAAUCAACAUGGAAUAAAGUCCUUGAAUCGUCAAUGUUUAAUAAUAAACCCCUCUUGCCAUAUGAAGAAUGGAAUAUUGACUUUUCAGAAAUAACCGUUGGAACACGUGUCGGGAUUGGGUUUUUUGGAGAAGUCUUCCGUGGGGUGUGGAAUGGCACAGACGUUGCAAUCAAGGUUUUUCUGGAGCAAGAUUUAACUGCUGAAAACAUGGAAGAUUUCUGCAAUGAGAUAUCAAUUCUCAGCCGGCUCCGACAUCCAAAUGUAAUUUUAUUUCUUGGGGCGUGCACAAAGCCUCCACGCUUGUCAAUGGUUACUGAGUACAUGGAAAUGGGAUCACUGUAUUACUUGAUCCAUUUGAGCGGCCAAAAGAAGAAACUUAGCUGGCGGAGAAGACUGAAGAUGUUGCGAGAUAUAUGCAGGGGGCUGAUGUGCAUACACCGAAUGAAGAUAGUUCACCGUGACCUGAAAAGUGCAAAUUGUCUUGUGAAUAAACACUGGACGGUGAAGAUCUGUGAUUUUGGGCUUUCAAGGAUCAUGACAGAGCCUAGUAUCAAAGACGCUUCAUCAGCCGGAACUCCAGAAUGGAUGGCUCCUGAACUUAUUCGGAAUGAACCGUUCAAUGAAAAAUGUGACAUAUUUAGCCUGGGAGUGUUGAUGUGGGAGCUCUGUACUUUGAGCAGGCCUUGGGAGGGUAUACCACCAGAAAGGGUGGUUUAUGCCGUUGCUAACGAGGGAUCUAGGCUGGAUAUUCCUGAAGGCCCGUUAGCCAAGCUUAUUGCAGAUUGUUGGGCAGAAUCAAAUGAACGGCCAAGUUGUGAGGAGAUCCUCUCUCGUUUGCAUAAUUGCGAGUACUCUAUGCUGAGCGAAACAUGAAGGAACAUUUUUGUACAUAGUAAACUUUUUUGGCAGAGUUGUUAAAUCUGUUCCUCCCCGGCUUCUCUUGUAGUUGUCAUUUUUGUUCUUUUUCCCAUACUUGUGAAAACAUAAUGGUUACAAUUUUCAUCAUUCGCCUGUGCAAACAUAUCUCCUUUUUGAGCAAUGAAAGCAAAGUUGAAUUUUGUA